GUAGACACUGCACUAUCGCGAACCAUCAUUGUGCCCUGUUUGUAAAUAGGUGAGGAACAAUGGACCCCUGCCAGGACAUACGACUUCAGAUCCAGACCGACCUGCUCACCUGUCCUCUGUGCAGACGUCCUUACGUCAAGCCGCGCACCUUGCCGUGCCACCACACCUUCUGCGAGACGUGCGUCGCCAGGUGUGCCGGGAACUACCUGACGUUCCCCUGCCCGUCCUGCCGUCGUGACGCCGCCGUCCCCGUCAGCGGGGUGCCCGGCUUUCCCGAGGACGUGUUCCUCAGCAGACUGUCCUUCAAGAUCAGGACCAUAGAGGAGCCUUACGUCACGCCCUUCGUCAUCAACGAAUGUCUGACUCACCAGAGACAAGCCAUAAGGUUUUACUGCCAGACGUGUGAGAAGCCGCUGUGCCGGGAGUGUCCCAGGGGGAACCACAACUCCCACAAGGUGUGUCACAUAGAGGAGCAGAUAGAGAGGAUGAAGGAACGAGUCGGCACCGCCCUGUCCGACCAGCGGCAGAGGUCUGCUACAGCCGUCACCAGUCUACAGGUGGUCAGAGACUCCAUCACCGAGAUCCUGCCGCAGAAACAAGCCAUGGAACGUCACAUCGAAGCGCUGGUGCACGAACGAAUACAAGCUAUCCAACUAGAAGGAGAGACACUUCAGGAAGAGCUAGACUCGCUGUACGAUGGGCAUCUUUCUGAGCUGACUGAGAGGAAGAAGGACUUGGAAAGCACGGUGGAAACUCUGCUGACGUUUGACGUUGAAGCGGAGAGAGAGCUGGCUCGAGGCGGGCUGGUGGACGUCAACCGGCACGGAGAGAUAUUAGAGAAGCUGAAAAUAAUGUACGAGACCAUGAACAGACCUCUAAAAAAUCCACCGGGAUUUGAGGCAACGUUCGUACCAGUGGACAUUGGCUCAGACCCUCUUGUAGGAUUCUUUGAUGAAAAAGGCGAUGGACUAAGUGACGGAAUAGACAGCCCUGAGAUCACAACGCAGUCGUCCGAAGAUGUCUCCCAUGUAGAAGAACAUACCUUUAAGUUUGAGUCCGUUUCUCCCGACGGCCAAGAUGACAAAGAUAUUCGGAACGGCCACGAAACUGCGUCUUCGCUGAAGGACGACUGGGAAAAGGUCGAACUUCGCAAUGGGUCUAACCGGGACGGGUUAACCAGUCAAAAUGCGGCGAGGAGAAGCACGAGUGACACGGGCGCAGCAGCCGUGGAUAGCGGCGCAAAGUUUGGGUUAUCAGACACAGGAGUCCAAAGGAAGGGAUCAGGGCGAUCCAACGAUUCAAGACAAUCUUCGGCGUCCAGCACAGGUAAUUCUUCGGGGAUUGAGGACACGAGAGCCCGCCCAGCCUCAGUUGGCUACAGCGGUGACAAACGCACGAGAGGAUCGGUUCCCGACCACAGAGUUGAUGAAACGCAGAGCGAGCGACUCAAGUCUGUGCCAAGUAUGAGACGGCAACUGAGUGAACCUGCCAGGCCUACCCAGGGAACGGACACAGCGACGGGCCCCACUCUAUCAAGGGCGACAUCUAGCGGUCCUCCUACGCCUCUCAAAAUGCCGAACACAAUGACCAAUAUAUCAGACGAUAGGGUAAAACUCAACCAGCCGUAUGGCGUGACAGUGUCACGUGACGGACUCAUAGCUGUGGUGGACCAGAGAGGAGAACAGUCAAAGUUUGAAUCCACGGUGGUUCAUCUGUUUGACCAAUCAGGAGCCUUCAUCAGGAGCUUUGAUGCUCCGGGCUGUCACCAGGUGGAUGUAGACCUGGAAGGACGACUUCUCCUGACCAACUCGGUGCGGCGCCAAGUUGACGUGUUCGACACCAAAGGGACGCUACUCCAGAGCUUCGGCACGUUCACCUUCCCGAUGGGCAUUGCGGUGUCUCCGACAGACGGUACCACCUACGUCACGGACCCGCCGGGGGACAGGAUCUGCGUCUACGGACCCGACAUGGCGCUGCUUCGGAAAGUCGGCUCGCCGCACAGUCGGCUCGACGAACGCUUCCGAUCGCCCUACUUCGUGUCUUCGGACGCCUCCGGGAGGAUUCUCGUGUCCGAUCUCAGCAACCACUGCGUCAAGGUCAUGGAUUCAGAUUGCAAGCUGCAGCUGAAGCUCGGGACCCAGGGAAGCCGUGCCGGACAGCUCCAGUACCCGUGCGGCGUCGCCGUCGACCACAGAGGCAACUUCAUCGUCGUCGAUCACGGAAACAGCCGAGUGCUGGUGUUCGACUCUUCGGGAAACUUCGUGAAGACGAUCAUGACCCGAGAGCACGGAUUGGUGAAGCCCGCCGAUGUAGCGGUCCUACCGAACGGCAACAUAGUGCUGACGGAUAUGAAAGGAGGCGUCGUAUACAUCUUGCACUCUUACUAAAUGUGAAUCCCCUAAUAGUAAAUUCCCCUGCUUUAGAUACUUGAAUAGGAAAGAGAAAUUUAUAGUCCUUACAUCAUUCGAAAAACCAUCUCUAACAAAUUAUACAGCCUCCUACAUUUAUACAAUUACCAUGGAGCGAGAGGUAGUCAAAAGUACUACUAAGUAUAUUAGAAGUUUAUAUAUUGAUUGUUAAAGCGAUAUUUAUGUAAGAUUUUCGCUAUUUUGAACACCGUUGCUUUACACAUUUUCUGGCACUAUAAGCCUACCAUACCCUUAUUGUCAUCUUUGGGCAUGUUUUGUUUAUUUGUACCACUAUGUUUGUACUAAGCACUAUCAUCAUAUCAUUGUGUGGCUUUUCUUCUUGGUUGGUGUUCUUUUGC
Molecule: messenger RNA, 2767 nt
Organism: Branchiostoma belcheri (Belcher's lancelet)
Lineage: Eukaryota; Metazoa; Chordata; Leptocardii; Amphioxiformes; Branchiostomatidae
Product: RING finger protein nhl-1-like
Exons: 5
Coding region: 60-2387 (775 amino acids)
Biological process (GO): negative regulation of translation; proteasome-mediated ubiquitin-dependent protein catabolic process; protein polyubiquitination
Molecular function (GO): protein binding; translation repressor activity; zinc ion binding
Source: RefSeq, a predicted model, not a curated record